UAAUGAUUACAAUUAACUUUUUUUCUUUAUUUAUUUAUUCUGAUAAAUACGUAUAUAGUUCUAGAAAUUAGUUAUUAGCAAGAUGAAGUACCUAAAAGUUGGUUUCGUAUUUUUGGGACUAGUUGUAUCCAAGUACGCGAAUGGUUUUUCAUAUUGCAAGAAUGACGACCCAAAUUUUGAUACUUGUUUGGCAAAAGGUAUAGAAGAUGCCGUCAAAUCUUUUAAAUCAGGUAGUUCCGAAUUGGGCCUAAAACCUAUUGACCCUUUACCAGUGGACAAGAUAACUUUAGGUUCAGGAGGCGGCGCUGUUAACCUGGUUCAGUAUUAUGACGGAGUUUCCGUACAUGGAUUGACGAACAUUAAAGUUACCAAGGCUCACUACGAUAAAUCGAAGAAAACUCUCGCUAUCGAAAACGUGUUUCCAAAACUUUCACAGAAGGGUCAUUACAAAGUCAAUGGUGCCAUAUUGUCUCUACCAGUACAAGGAGAUGGCCAAUCUACUCUGGAUCUGGAAAAUUGUGAAAUAAAAUUAACGCUCCAACUAAGCGAAGAUACCAUAGGAGGUGAAAAGUAUUUUAAAAUUGAGUCGUGUAAAGCCUCGAUAAAAGUGCAAAUGCUUUUUGAAAAUCUCUUUAAUGGAAAUAAACUUUGA
Anthonomus grandis grandis is the source of this 652-nucleotide messenger RNA. RefSeq lists its product as uncharacterized. The coding region runs from base 83 to 652 and encodes 189 amino acids. The transcript has 5 exons. Lineage: Eukaryota; Metazoa; Arthropoda; Insecta; Coleoptera; Curculionidae. The record is from RefSeq and is a predicted model, not a curated record.